UUCUUUAUUUCCCUAUGCUGAUUUGUAUUUGUAAGAUUUGUAGGGAUAAUUUGAUUUUUGAUUUUCUAAAAUGGGCAUACCCGAUCCAGAAAAUCCUCUGGCAAUUUUUUAUACGGAUUAUUAUAAAUAUAACAGAAAGCUCUUGGAAAUAUGUGGAUUGUGGCCGGAGCUCAGCAGACCAAGGAAAAUUAUAAUGAUGAUUCUUUUUGCGCUUUUGAUGACGUCUCUGAUAAUACCGAUGGGUGCUGGCGCCAUACACUACUUUCACAAGGGUAGGAUAAUGUACGUGGUUGAAGAUUUGAUUGGUUUGUUGUACCUAACCGUGGCUUCGUCGAAAUACUUCACGUACAGUGUAUUCGAAGGAAGAAUUCUACGGCUUUAUCAUCAGGUAGGCGAAGAUUGGCGAACUACGACCGAUGAAGAAGAAAGAAAAAUUUUACAAGAAUAUUCAGAAUUCGCACGAUUGCUAUCCAUUAUUUACUUUGUCUACGCAGCAAUUGGCGCGUUUUACUUUAACAUGUCUCCGUAUUUGCCUCUGGGACUGGACCGUUGGAUGCCUUUAGAAAGCAAUGAGAGCCGAGUUCGUAUACGGACUUACCACCCUUAUUAUUUCGACCUGAUAGACGCCGAAAAAUACUAUUACGAGUGUUACUUUUUCCAUGGCAACAGUGUAGUGCAUAGACUGAGAAAGAUUGGCUCAACUCUUGAGAUCAACGCAAAGGGAGAGAAAAUAGCAAGAGUCGAUGACAUAACAGUUGUCCGGCAGAUAAAGCACGUCUGCGGCAUGCACAGAACUUCAAUCGAUAGCGUCGAGUUACUUCAGAGCUCGUUCGGAAUGAAUUGGCUUGUGUUUUUGAUCGGUACCGUUACGGGCAUUGCUUUGCUCAUGUUCGACCUAAUUUUCAGCAUGAAGCACCCGCUUGAAAAGAUGACCGGUCUCGUGAUUUUCAUCGGCAUACAAAUUCUUAUAUUCUACAUAAACUGGAUAGCCCAGAAGCUGACGGACAGCACCGAACAAAUUUUCCUAGCAGCUUGCGAAACCUGCUGGUAUAAUCUGUCCGUGAAGGGACAGAAGCUCGUUUAUUUCAUGAUGCAAAAAAAUAUCAUCCCCCUUACUUUGACCGCCGGAGGUAUUGCGGAGUUGAAUUUUCAGCAGUUUGCGUCUGUCUCCAAGACGUCGAUGUCAUACGCUAUGGUUAUAUUGCAAAUGAACGAUGAAUAAUUUAUCAUAUUGACGUAUCGCCGAUGAUAGUUUAUAUAAUAGCCUAUAUAAUUAUUAAAUAAAUAAAUAAAUAAAUAUAGUGAGCAUAUUGUUA
Messenger RNA from Nasonia vitripennis (jewel wasp), 1316 nucleotides. It is a transcript of the gene Or217, whose product is annotated as odorant receptor 217. Gene Ontology annotation, biological process: sensory perception of smell; detection of chemical stimulus involved in sensory perception of smell. The coding region runs from base 71 to 1222 and encodes 383 amino acids. Gene Ontology annotation, molecular function: olfactory receptor activity; odorant binding. NCBI's taxonomy places the organism in Eukaryota, Metazoa, Arthropoda, Insecta, Hymenoptera, Pteromalidae. Gene Ontology annotation, cellular component: plasma membrane. The transcript has 9 exons. The record is from RefSeq and is a predicted model, not a curated record.